AGCGGCCGCAGCCUUCCCAAGUCAGUCCGCACACCACCGGCUACCAGUACAGAGACACAGAGGCAGCAGCAUGAAGCUCGAGAGCAUCGUACCCAACUUCAAGGCGCCCUCCACGCAGGGGCCACUGGACUUCUACAAGUGGAAAGGCGACUCGUGGUGUGUUCUGUUCUCACACCCGGCGGACUUCACGCCAGUGUGUACCACAGAGCUGGGCCGCAUCGCCGUCCACAACCCGGAGUUCCAGAAGCGAGGAGUCAAGCUGCUGGCGCUCUCCUGUGACAAGCUCAAGGACCACGUCGACUGGGUCAAUGACAUCAAGUCGUACUGCAAGGACAUUCCCGGCGACUUCCCGUACCCCAUCGUGUCCGACGAGACGCGCGAGCUAGCCGUCAAGCUGGACAUGAUCGACGAGCGCGACAAGGACAACGUGGAGAAGGCGAUGACGGUGAGGGCCAUGUACGUCAUCGGGCCGGACAACCGGCUGCGCCUCUCCAUGGUGUACCCCGCGUCCUGCGGCCGCAACGUCGAUGAGCUGCUGCGCGUGAUCGACUCCCUGCAGCUGACGGACCGGCUGAAGGUGGUGGCCACUCCCGCCAACUGGACGCCCGGUACCAAGGUGAUGAUCCUGCCGCACGUGCCCGACCAAGACCUGCCCAAGCUCUUCCCCGGAGGCGUCGAGCGCGUCUCCAUGCCCUCCGGCAACAACUACGUGCGCACCACCACAGACUACUGAGAUACUACAGCUAUCUCUCAACUCAUUUGUACAUGGCUUCAGGUCAAUCUUGUAAAUAAUUUAUAUUUUUAAAAGCAAAUAAACUAUCUUGUACCGUGACUAUAA
Schistocerca piceifrons (Central American locust) is the source of this 838-nucleotide messenger RNA. RefSeq names its product peroxiredoxin-6-like. The record is from RefSeq and is a predicted model, not a curated record. The transcript has 4 exons. Lineage: Eukaryota; Metazoa; Arthropoda; Insecta; Orthoptera; Acrididae. Gene Ontology annotation, biological process: cell redox homeostasis; cellular oxidant detoxification. Gene Ontology annotation, molecular function: peroxiredoxin activity. Bases 71 to 733 code for a protein of 220 amino acids. Gene Ontology annotation, cellular component: mitochondrion; cytosol.